Messenger RNA from Linnemannia hyalina, 513 nucleotides. The record is from the annotation of a GenBank genome assembly. Lineage: Eukaryota; Fungi; Mortierellomycota; Mortierellomycetes; Mortierellales; Mortierellaceae.
AUGCACAGGUCAACAACAGCACUCAUCGCCAUCAUCCUCUGCUGCCUCAGCGUCUUGUCGAUCGUCGCAGCCCAAGCCCAGUGCGGACCCGGAGUCGGAUCCUGUACUGACGGCAACUGCUGUUCUUCUGCCGGCUUCUGUGGGCCAGGAGAGACGUACUGUGGAGCAGGCUGCCAAGUAGGAUUCGGUGGAUCCUGCCUAGGAGGAGGACAAAGCCCUUCUUCCCCCUCAGCAACAGCUCCUUCCCUCCCCACCACAGAACCAUCAGUCCCUCCUACCCCCUCUGCAGCCACCCCGACCGUCGAACCAACCACUCCCAUCCCUACAUUGUCUCCCACCACCACCACAACAACAACCACCGACGCUGCUACAACCACCUCGGAGACUUCGACAUCGACCCGGGGAACCUUCCAAUUGCAACCUACAGGAAAGCCUUCGAGUGGUUCUUCUGCAGGUGUUGAGUCAAGGCUGGCGUUGGUCAUUGUCUUCUUGGCAGGUCUCCUCAUGAUCUAA